This is a messenger RNA of Electrophorus electricus (electric eel), 1626 nucleotides long. NCBI's taxonomy places the organism in Eukaryota, Metazoa, Chordata, Actinopteri, Gymnotiformes, Gymnotidae. The record is from RefSeq and is a predicted model, not a curated record.
CGGCCCUUUCUUUCACAGGAAGCUGCCCAAUGUGUAAUAAUAUUUCUUGUUUUUGUUCAGGAGAUGUGCAGACAUUAUCUGCUGUAUUAUUUUUGUGGCUGCCAUUGUCACCUAUAUUCUUAUUCGCUCCCUGGGUAAGAAACAUUUCCAACUACACUUUCAUUGGGGAAAAAAAUCAUUAUUAUUGUGGGCUCAAGCGGAAGGUGUUUUACCCAUGUAUGGCUUGUGAGAUAUCCUUCUAACGGAGGUUCUAACACAGCGUGGCUGCUUGGAGACUCUCGUCAUGUCGUGUUGCCCCAGAACUCCACUGGGAUGUUUUGUGGAGCUGGAGUCAAUGUUGACAAACCAAACGUCCUCUACUUUGACCUUCUGAAGUGUGCCAGAGCAACGACAGAAAUGGACGCCACUCUAGAGGGUCUCCAGUGUCCAACCACUCAAGUCUGUGUUAAAAAAUGCCCUUCAGAGUUCUGGAAGUUGCCCCCAGAGGCGUAUGCCCCAAAUGCCCUGCCUAAAGACUUCUUUCAGCAGCAGUAUUGUGACCCUAGACUUGACCUCGCCCAAACCACAUUGAGUGUCCAAGACAUCCUCAAUCAAGAGCUUUGUCCAUAUUUCUACACCCCAAGUAAACCAGAACUAGGGAGAUGUCUGCCUAGCUUUGACUGGCAGGACGUUCCUCCAGACUUCUCUCUCCCUGGAUUCGCUUCCGUUUAUGAAACAGUCGAGCACAUAAAGGGAUCUAUGGAGUAAUCCUUCACACACACUCACACACACAUUUCACUCUCAAGCUACUACACAUAUGCCAAUCAUCAGGACUAUAUUGUUUUUAUUUCCACUGUGAUGUUUCUGUCUCCUCUAGUGGAGGGUCUGGAGCGUAACGACGGCACCGUGCAGAGACCAUACCACAUGCCCAGGUCUCUGUGGCAAAUCCUUCACAAGAGAGACAGCUUUCUCCCUUAAUGAAUAAACCAUCCAGCAUAUAUUUGAGUCUUUUUUCUGUUGUUGUAACUGUAAAACUGUUCUCAACAGCAUUUCGACCACUGUUUUGUUCAAGAGAGAUCUGACGGGGCGGCCUCUGGACUGAUCCAGUUUUGACCGAACGGCAGACACACACUGGAUGUUCUGGCAGACAUUUACAUAUCUGGCUGGACCUUAACCAUGUUGCUCUGUUUAUUUGAUACGCCUGCUCUUUUCAUAUACCGCACUGCUUAUUGUGUAGGAGUAGGCUUGUUCCUAAAUGUGGAGUAUAUGAGAGGCUUAAGGGGAAGUUGAUAUAUUUAAUUGAGUUUUAGUUCAUUGCCAACUGCUCUCAUUAUGUGUGAAAGAUCACAUUUCAUGGGAUGCUACAAUAUAUUUUUUUUAAUUCCUGAGUGUAAUAAUGUCACGAUUGGCCACCCUCCUGGACUCCCUGUUUCCGUGGUUUCACGUCUUGCGCUGCAGGCUGCUCCCCCCUGCAGCGUUGGUCAAGACGGGUAGACGCUUACCUGGGAUCUCGUCGUUAUCAAAAUAAACGUGACCCUGCUUCUUCCGGGAACGACGAGAUGCCCGUGUACAGGCAGCCACGACCAAGGCACACAGCAGGGUUUAAAUACAUGAACUAGAAACGAGGGACAGGUGUACGCAAUCAGU